AGCAUGGGACAUUACUCAAGAGCUGACUGAAGAGGAGGAACGACGAGAUGUUCAUGAACAGCCAAUCUUGAUGGUUUUGAAGUUCAUUAUCUACAUUCUCCUCUUUGCUAUUAUUUUGGGUACCUUUACCAUCCAGAAGGUAAUUAUCUUUGAAUUGUAUUGUCCCCAUGUGACCUACAUCCUGUUAAUAAUCGCCAUAUGUGUUCCCUACGCUCUCGGCUGGCUGGUAACAGUGGCCAAGCUUUGUUUUGGAAAUUUCAAGAGGCCAUCACUUCCUACGUGGAUAUGGGUUUUUGUUCUAGAAAACCUGCAUACAGUGGGCCUGUGUUUGCUGGUCUUUCGAAUCCUCCGCCACCUUGAUGUCAUCAGGGCAGCCAUGCUGCUCAGUGGCACCGCCAUCAUCCCUGCCAUCUUGAAAUCAACGCUGGCCAGCUCAAACUACAACAUCAAGGGUGGACUCUGUGUGCAGUGUGACUCCCAUGGACUGGCCAAACAGAUCAUAAGGCAUGUCCUAGACACCCUGGCUAUGCUAGUGCAGGUUUCAGUGAUCCCUCUUGUCCUUCUCAUGGAUUACUUCACAACUGAAUCUGAAAAAUUUGCAUCAGAUCCAUGGCGUGUAGUGGAACUGGUCACAUCAUUCAUCCUAGUGUCAGUUUCUCAGUGGGAGAACUUUACAGACGGAAGAUUUUUCUGUGAGCUGAAUGAGAAAAACUGGUUUAAAAAUGCAAUUCUAAAAAUUAGAUAUGAAUUGCAAAUAGGUCGGCAUUAUCCGUAUCUGGUUACUUAUUUGUGGAAAAUUGGACUUACUGUGCUUUUGAUUUUCAUUACUCAUAAAUUCUUUUUUAAUAUUUCUACAGCAUUUGUUUCCUUUUACGUGUCGUUUGGUGCCUGCAUGUUCCAAAUGCAGUUUGUAUCAAUGACAAUCCCAGCCUGUUUGGCUACCCCAGCAGCAAUCGGAAUAUUUUACCUGAACUGUCACCAUCAGUUUCUGGAUGUUGUUACAGACUUUACAGCCAAAUGUCCCUCAGAUUUGCUUACCGAUCACUGGUACCAUUUUCUGUUUGGCGCUGCCUGGUGGCUCUCCUUCUUGGUAGUGACCAGGCAUAUAUGGAGACCUCAGGUUGACAGAACUGCCAAUAUGGCAAGAGUAUUUCUGAACCCGGUCUACUGCGGUAUCCUGACAACAGAAUCUGUCAUGCUGAACCGAAGGAGACAUCCCUGCAGGGUUUUUAAAGAGCCACAAAUCGAUGAUAAUGGAGAGAUUUUGGCCAUGUUUUAUAAACUGCGGGGAAUGAACAAACUAAGUGGGGAAAGUGAUGAUGAUGAUGAUGAUGAAGAAGAGAAGGAGAUGGUGGGCGCGGAUGAAGAGACACCGACAGAGGGCAAGAAAAGUGAUGUACACCCAGCAACUCCAAUGCUGUAUGCCUGUGCUACUAUGUGGCAUGAAACAAGAAAUGAAAUGGUUCAGCUUCUCAAGUCUUUGCACAGGUUAGAUAGGGAUCAGUGGAUAAGACGUCUAGCAAAUGAGAGGGUACAAGGCUAUGAUCCUGAAUUUUACAAUUAUGAAGCUCACAUUUUCUUUGAUGAUGCAAUGGAGCCAGAUGAUAAUGAUGAGCAGGUUCCAAACCGUUGGGUGAAAGAGCUGGUAGCGUGUAUGGACGUGGCAUGCAGCUCAGUUCAUGGCAAGCCAAUGAAGGUUCACCCUCCCACGAAGGUACCUACUCCUUACGGUGGUCAGCUCAUUUGGCAGAUGCCUGGAGAGAAUCUACUCUUUGUUCAUAUGAAAGACAUCCAGAAGAUCAGAAACAGGAAAACGAUGGUGAUGUACAUGUACUACUUGCUGGGCUACCGCCACAUCAUGGCAAGCAAACACGAGCUACUGGAGAGGCUGAAAGAAGUCAACCUCAAUCAGGGUAACCAUGGCCUCAACAUCAACGAGAUUAAUUACCUGCUGGGGGAAGAAUCGACACUACGGGCACAGAACACCUUCAUUCUGAUUCUUCUGGACAGGAUGAAGGAUGACAAUGUUGGUGCUGCUUGUGGAAGGAUUCAUCCCAUUGGCAGUGGGCCUAUGGUCUUUUACCAGAAAUUUGAGUAUGCCAUUGGUCACUGGCUUCAGAAAGCUGCAGAACAUGUCUUUGGCUGUGUCCUCUGUAGUCCUGGAUGUUUCAGUUUGUUUAGAGCUGCCGCACUGAUGGACACCAAUGUGAUGAAGAAAUAUACAACAGAACCUACAGAGCCUGGCCAUCAUUUGCAGUAUGAUCAAGGUGAAGAUCGUUGGCUGUGCACACUGAUGCUUCAGCAGGGCUACAGGAUUGAAUACGCAGCUGCUGCAGAUGCUUGGACAUAUGCACCAGAAGGAUUCUUUGAGUUCUUCAACCAGAGGCGCCGCUGGAUGCCCUCAACUAUUGCCAACAUUCUGGAUUUGCUGGGCAGUGCCACCAUGACCACCAAGAGGAAUGCCAACAUGAGCAGACCGUACAUUGGUUACCAGUGGCUGCUGAUGUUGAUGACUAUACUGGGGCCUGGCACAAUCAUUAUGAUGAUUGCUGGAGCUGUGAAGCUGGUCUUCAAAUUCUCCCUUGUGGAGGCCUACCUCUUUGCCACACUGCCGGCUGCUGCCUACACACUGCUGUGCUUCUGUGUCAUCUACACUUUCAUCAUGAUGAUAGUCCUGGUGGGCACCAUCAUGACGGCCACCACGGAGAACAUCUUCAAUCCCAGCGUCCUUGUCAUUUCCGUGCUGGUUGGGAUUUUUGUGAUUUCUGGAGUCUGUCAUCCGCAGGAAAUUUGGUGCCUGAUGCAUGGAAUCCUGUACUUGCUUACAAUCCCAUCUGGCUACCUUCUUCUGGUCAUCUAUUCCAUCUGCAACCUGAAUGAUGUUUCCUGGGGCACUAGAGAGGUACCAACAAAGGCACAGAGGUUAGAAAUGGAGAGGAAGAAAAAGGAAAAGGAGGAACUAGAAAAGAACAAGCCAAAGAAAGGGUUUCUGGCAAAAUUAUUCAACAGAGGAGAAGGGAUACAAUAUUGCUUCUCACGCAGGAAACACCCUAAUUCAUUGAACCAGAUUUGUGGCCACCCAGUAGUCCAGACAUUAACACUGUGUAACUUGGGGCGUCAUGCAAGAAAAGAUCUACUAAAGCAAAAAAAAGCAGCAGAUAAAGCAGGUUUGGAGUGA
This is a messenger RNA of Candidula unifasciata, 3178 nucleotides long. NCBI's taxonomy places the organism in Eukaryota, Metazoa, Mollusca, Gastropoda, Stylommatophora, Geomitridae. The record is from the annotation of a GenBank genome assembly.